CCGCCCUUUGUGUACAAGCCGCGGAUUUUUGAAAAUAACUGGCGAUAAAAACCUGAGACUGUAAUUUGGCUGCACUUAACGACAUUGACAUCAGAACGCCAUAAUGUCCAUCACCGACCCAAACAUGAAUGACAGGUUUACUGGUGAGCUGGAGGAGAUCCUCAAUACACACCUUAAAGCAUAUGCAGAGAUAAUCGAAACAACUGCAGAACUAUCUCAGUCCCACAGGCAAUUUGUGAAGUCAGCACAUGAUGCAUGUUUGAAGAAAUGUAAGGAUGAUGAGAAGCUAUUCGAGACAAUACAGGUGUUCAAAAAAGACCUGGAACAGAAAAAUGUGUUGAUAAAGGAGAAAAGGCGUGCCAUAUCCGAGGCCAUGUCAGAAGUUCAGGAGAAGGGGAUGCAGAAAGAGGACAUCAUUCAGAAAAUUAACAAUCUUAAAGAAGAACAGGCCAAGAGGAAGAAGUUAAUAGAGUCUCAAUAUAAAGCAAACAAAGACAAAUUGAAGAAUCUGCAGAAAGCCAGACUGGUGUUUCAGGAUCAUUUAGGUUUGGAGAUACGAACUAUCCAUGACAAAACACAGCUGGCCAAAGGUGAAAAGUUGCAGUUUGUUUUCCGGAACAUCAACCCGAAAGAUCAGGACUGUGCUUACAUUAUCACAAUGGGGAUUAAAGAAAAUGGAUCAUAUGAGAUUGUGUCCAGUGACCCUGUGCUCGAGUGUCUGCCAGACCUGGAAAGCCGGCUUCAGGAGACCAACAAUCUAGCAGCAUUCCUCGCAAAUGUCAGGAAGGAGUUUGUCGCUGUGGCACGCUGCUGAGAUCAACAGCACAAUGUAAAAAAUAUAUAAAAAAUACCACGUUUAUGUGUUAUGUUUUAAUGUUUUCACUGCAAUAAAAUAAAAAAAAUUAAAAAA
This is a messenger RNA of Cololabis saira (Pacific saury), 910 nucleotides long. It is a transcript of the gene spc25, whose product is annotated as SPC25 component of NDC80 kinetochore complex. The record is from RefSeq and is a predicted model, not a curated record. Gene Ontology annotation, biological process: chromosome segregation. Bases 104 to 814 code for a protein of 236 amino acids. The transcript has 7 exons. Gene Ontology annotation, cellular component: Ndc80 complex. NCBI's taxonomy places the organism in Eukaryota, Metazoa, Chordata, Actinopteri, Beloniformes, Belonidae.